GUCAGUUUAUAAGAGUGGGCCGAUUCGGGGAGUCAGGAAGUCCACAGUGCUCGAACUUCUGACAAUAUUCUCCCAAUGCACACAAGUAAUCAUAGAAAUUGGGGUUGUAUUACACCGACGUCUAAUUAAUUUGUCAUCUUCCCGAGACCAUGGACAAACUUCGUCGUGUGCUAAACGGCCGAGAAGAGAACGAAGAACUUGGUCUCACGACUCAGGUCCUCGAUGUUUCCUCGCUCAGCUACAGCACCAGGGUGAAAUGGUUUGUCAUAUGCUUCGCCUCAGGCAUCUUGUGCUCAAUACUUGGCUCAGCUCUGCUGUUCCUUCCAAAUGGAAUCAAACUCUUUGCCGUUUUCUACACAUUGGGCAAUGUUGCAGCUCUUUCCAGCACCUGCUUCCUUAUGGGACCAGUAAAGCAGUUAAAGCGCAUGUUUGAGCCAACUCGACUAAUAGCAACCAUUGUUAUGCUGCUCUGCCUCGUCUUAACACUAUGCGCAGUGUUUUGGUGGCACAAAAAGGGACUGGCCAUCAUCUUUUGUAUUCUCCAGUUUCUCGCAAUGACGUGGUACAGCAUCUCCUACAUUCCUUUUGCCAGAGACGCUGUGAUGAAAUGCUUCACUACCUGUCUGAGCUAAGAUUCUGGAGUACACUCUUUCAUUUGGAGACUGGUCCUCAUAUGCAAGAACAAUAACUCUACAAUAUACAUAUAAUUGUUGUUUUUUUUACUGCUUAUUAUAGUAGCCUUUUUGAGUUAACCGAAGGUCUAUUCCUUGGAUCAGAUUUUACUUUUGUACUUUAUGCUGUGAGUGCAUUUAAUGCUUAAUAUAUUUAAAGAUUCAAUAGAUAUUUCAGGUUGGUUGAGGCUGCUUGAGUGCUCAUGAAGUAAUUUAAAUUUCCUGUGCGUCGCAAUCCGCUAUACAAGUGCAGGGGGGGGGAAAUAUCCUUAAAUACGACUAUUUAUCAAUUAAAUCUUGCUUGACGUGUGCUUUCUUAAACUCUAUUCAAAUUAGAACACGGACACUGCUGCCAAAACACAUUUCGGUUUUUGUUUUCAUAUGAGCGUCUGCCUUCUAUGUUUUAAUAGAUAUUAAAAAAAAAAUACCCUCAAGCUUAUGAGGCACUGAUGUUUGCACUGGCAUGUUUGAACUCCACAGCUCUUGAGUUUUUCCCACUUAAACUGUAAAAUUAGGCGCGCGUGUUGGUAGGCUUUGUGUAUAUUAGCCCCCUCCCCCACUCAGUAAAUUACAUUAAAAUUGAGCAUUUUAAAAUUUUAUUCUCAGCCAGACGCAACAAUGACCCAUUUAGUUACGCUUUCCUGAGCAAUGUGGUUUUCGUGACCUAAUAACUCGAUAUAGCUUCCAACAGGAUCCUUGUAUGCUCCAGCAUGAUGGCAUCAUAGCCUUUGAGAAUUGAGUUGUCAUGACAACCUCUGCCGGAAGAUUCAUUACUUUAGCUACCCCCAUCAUAGGUGCAGAUUGUUUGUAUUAUGGUGACAGAAAGACAUAUGCUUUUGUAUGAAAAUACAACAAAACACAUUUUUCAUACACAAAACCUGACAUUUUACAGGUGCUUUGUUCUUUAUUUUUAAGAAGUCACAUGUUGCGCUCUUUCCAUAUGCCAAACAACUGCAUUGCAAUUCGUGUUGCGCAAAGACCUCCCCUCAUCAUUUUGUUAGGCUUUUGCAAAGAAGGAUUAUGGACAAAGUCUCCCUUCAGUACAAUUUAUUCAAGUAACUUAAGUAACAAGCAAAUCUCUGAAAUCUGAGGGGUCAAAUAUUGCUGCAGAAUGAAGGCAUUCCUUCCUUCAUUCAUUCAUUCCUAAUCCAAACCCAUUUGGUCUUUUCGGAUCCCAAAGAAGUUGUAAAGAGGGAUACAAAGGUAUACAACAGCACAAGCAGUUUAGGGGGAUAUUAAAAUUAUGGAGAACUAUUAUUGUAGUCUUAAUACAUAUUAUGUUUGUCUUUCCUUAUGAAGUCCUGUUUAUAAUGUGAUCAUCUGUACACUGAAACAUUGUAAAUGACAUCUGAGGCUCUCAUUCUAUGAUGAGGUAAUCGAUUAUGUGCAAAAUGAAAUAAAAUGAUCAAGCAAUUUUUAAUAAA
This is a messenger RNA of Syngnathus typhle (broad-nosed pipefish), 2095 nucleotides long. It is a transcript of the gene sft2d1, whose product is annotated as SFT2 domain containing 1. Bases 150 to 632 code for a protein of 160 amino acids. Gene Ontology annotation, biological process: vesicle-mediated transport. Lineage: Eukaryota; Metazoa; Chordata; Actinopteri; Syngnathiformes; Syngnathidae. The transcript is spliced from 8 exons. Gene Ontology annotation, cellular component: membrane. The record is from RefSeq and is a predicted model, not a curated record.